Messenger RNA from Jaculus jaculus (lesser Egyptian jerboa), 4206 nucleotides. It is a transcript of the gene Nlrp3, whose product is annotated as NLR family pyrin domain containing 3. Bases 615 to 3731 code for a protein of 1038 amino acids. NCBI's taxonomy places the organism in Eukaryota, Metazoa, Chordata, Mammalia, Rodentia, Dipodidae. Gene Ontology annotation, biological process: negative regulation of acute inflammatory response; inflammatory response; negative regulation of non-canonical NF-kappaB signal transduction. The record is from RefSeq and is a predicted model, not a curated record. The transcript is spliced from 12 exons. Gene Ontology annotation, molecular function: sequence-specific DNA binding; DNA-binding transcription factor binding. Gene Ontology annotation, cellular component: cytoplasm; NLRP3 inflammasome complex.
GAGCUCCCGGCUCCGAUGGGUUCUGGCAGCCGCACAAAGGAGCAGUGUCACGAGACAGCUAGGGAAGCUCCUAGGUGUUGGCGCAUGGGUGGUUCAGUGGUAGAAUUCUCGCCUGCCACGCGGGAGGCCCGGGUUCGAUUCCCGGCUCAUGCAAAGGUCUCAGGUCUCUUUGGAUUGCCCCCAGUGUGUACUGGGCAUGGAGGCUUCAAGCCUCCCUCCCCUCCAUUGCUUCUACGAGGAGCCUGAGAGACUGUGCUCUGCAAUCCAGGCUUGUGUUGAGAGAAUGAGGCUGCCUGGGCUUGGAAAAUCCAGCUUCAUGGGGAACUAUCAGGCUGUCACCAUCUGUGAUGCAAGCACGUUCACUCCAUGCUGAGACCACAUCCUUCCUGUCUCUGCUGAGGCUGUGAUGACUAUAAAUGCAUCUCAUUUCCUCACUGGCUGUCCCCAAGGCUAGCAUCUGGGGGAACUUUUCUUCCACGGCUCAGGACAUAGUCCUGGAACAAGCCAAUAGAACUUUCUGAGACCUUUAAGAAGAUUCUCCUUACCCCUAUGCUGUCUUCAGUCUUGCUGUGUCAGUGUGGACCUAAGGCUGAGGACCCUUGAAAGAGCUAUUGAUGGAGAUGGCGAGUGUCCGCUGCAGGCUGGCCCACUACCUGGAGGACCUAGAGGAUGUGGACUUCAAGAAAUUCAAAAUGCAUUUGGAAGACUACCCCCCAGAAGAGGGCUUCACCCCGCUCCCCAGGGGUCAGACAGAGAAGGCUGACCAUGUGGAUCUAGCCACACUCAUGAUUGACUUCAAUGGGGAAGAGAAGGCAUGGGCCAUGGCCAUGUGGAUUUUUGCUGCAAUCAAUAGAAGAGAUCUCUGGGAGAAAGCUAUGAGGAAUCAGCCAGUGUGGGAUGACACACGUGUUUCUAAUCCAACUGUGGAAUGCCAGGAAGACAGCAUUGAAGAGGAGUGGAUGGGUUUACUGGCGUACCUCUCCAGAAUCUCAAUGUGUAAAAAAAAGAAAGAUUACUGUCAGAUGUAUAGAAAACAUGUCAAAAGCAGGUUCCAGUGCAUUGAAGACCGGAACGCGCGUCUAGGUGAGAGCGUGAACCUCAACAAACGCUACACCCAGCUGCGGCUGGCCAAGGAGCACCCGAACCAGCAGGAGUGGGAGCACGAGCUGCUGGCCAUUGGCAGGAACAAGAUGUGGGACAGCCCGAUGAGUCCCACUAAGGUGGAGUUGCUGUUUGAACAUGACGAGGAACAAUCAGAGCUGGUACACACCGUGGUGUUCCAGGGAGCAGCAGGCAUAGGGAAAACAAUACUGGCCAGGAAGAUUAUGCUGGACUGGGCAUCGGGGACACUCUUCCAAGACAAAUUUGACUAUUUGUUUUAUAUCCAUUGUCGUGAGGUGAGUCUCGUGACACCAAAGAGUCUGGGGGACUUAAUUGUCAGCUGUUGGCCUGACCCAAACCCACCAUUGCACAAGAUUAUGCGUAAGCCCUACAGGAUCCUCUUCCUCAUGGAUGGCUUUGACGAGCUGCAAGGGGCCUUUGAUGAGAACAUUGGGUCAGUCUGCACCGACUGGCAGAAGGCUGUGCGUGGAGACAUUCUACUGAGCAGCCUCAUCCGCAAGAAGCUGCUUCCUGAGGCCUCUCUGCUCAUCACGACAAGGCCCGUGGCCUUGGAGAAGCUGCAACAUCUGCUGGACCACCCUCGCCAUGUGGAGAUCCUGGGCUUCUCCAAGACCAGAAGGAAGGAGUAUUUCUUCAAGUAUUUCCCGGAUGAACUGCAGGCCAGGGAAGCCUUCAGGCUAAUCCAGGAGAACGAGAUCCUCUUCACCAUGUGCUUCAUCCCCCUGGUCUGCUGGAUCGUGUGCACCGGCCUGAAGCAGCAGAUGGAGACCGGCAAGAGCCUGGCCCAGACCUCUAAGACCACCACUGCCGUGUACGUCUUCUUCCUCUCCAGUCUGUGGCAAUCCCGAGGAGGCAGCCAGGAGCACCCCCUCUCUGCUCACCUCCGAGGGCUCUGCUCCUUGGCUGCAGAUGGAAUCUGGAACCAGAAAAUCUUAUUUGAGGAGUGUGACCUCAGGAACCAUGGCCUGGAGAAGGCAGAUGUGUCUGCUUUCCUAAGGAUGAAUGUGUUCCAGAAGGGAGUGGACUGCGAGAAAUUAUACAGCUUCAUCCACAUGACUUUCCAGGAGUUCUUUGCGGCCAUGUACUAUUUGCUGGAAGAGGAGGAAGAGGAGGUGAUGAUGAGGAAGGUGCCAGGGAGUUGUUCAGAGCUUCUGAACCGAGAUGUGAAGGUCCUUCUAGAAAACUAUGGGAAAUUUGAAAAGGGGUAUCUGAUUUUUGUUGUCCGUUUCCUCUUUGGCCUUAUAAACCAGGAAAGGACUUCCUAUUUGGAGAAGAAACUAAGUUGCAAGAUCUCUCAGCAAGUGAGGCUGGAGCUGCUGAAAUGGAUUGAGGUGAAAGCCAAGGCGAAGACGCUGCAGAGGCAGCCCAGCCAGCUGGAGCUCUUCUACUGCCUGUACGAGAUGCAGGAGGAAGACUUCGUGCGCACUGCCAUGGGCCACUUCCCCAAAAUUGAGAUCAACCUCUCUACCCGGAUGGAUCAUGUGGUUUCUUCUUUCUGUAUUGAGAACUGUCAGCGGGUAGAAAAACUUUCCCUGGGGUUUCUCCACAAUUCACCCAAGGAGGAGGAGGAGAAGGAGGAAGAGGAGGAAGAAAGUCCACAUCUGGACGUGGCCCAGUGUGUCCUCUCGGGCCCUCAUGUUGCCUGCUCUCACAGAUUGGCAAACGGCUAUCUUACGUCCAGAUUCUGCCGGAGUCUCUUCUCAGUUCUAAGCACGAACCCAAAUCUUACUGAGCUAGACCUCAGCGACAAUUCUCUGGGGGACCCAGGGAUGAGGGUGUUGUGUGAGACACUCCAGCAUCCUGACUGUAACAUUCAGAGGUUGUGGUUGGGGCGCUGUGGCCUUACCCACGAGUGCUGUUUCGACAUCUCUGCCGUCCUGAGCAGUAACCAGAAGCUGGUGGAGCUGGAUCUGAGCGACAACGCCCUGGGAGACUUCGGAGUCAGACUUCUGUGCAUGGGCUUGAAGCACCUGGUCUGCACCGUGCGGAAGCUCUGGCUGGUCAGCUGCUGCCUCACAUCAGCUUGUUGUCAGGAUCUUGCAUCUGUCCUGAGCACCAACUGCUUCCUGACCAGGCUCUACAUUGGGGAAAAUGCCUUGGGAGACUCAGGAGUUGGAGUUUUAUGUGAAAAAGCCAAGCACCCCCAAUGUCAGCUGCAGAAACUGGGGCUGGUGAACUGUGGCCUUACACUUCUGGGUUGUUCAGCUCUGGCCUCUGCUCUCAGAACCAACCAGAAUCUCACACACCUUUAUCUACGAGGCAAUGCUCUUGGAGACCAGGGGCUCAAGCUCCUCUGUGAGGGACUCUUGCACCCCAGCUGCAAGCUUCAGAUGUUGGAGUUAGACAACUGCAGCCUCACAGCACACUGCUGCUGGGAUCUCUCGACAAUCUUGACCUCCAACCAGAGCCUGCGAAAGCUGAGCCUUGGUAACAAUGACCUUGGUGAUCUGGGUGUCAUGAUGCUCUGUGAAGUCCUGAAACAGCAGGGCUGUCUCCUGCAAAGCCUACAAUUGUGUGAAAUGUAUUUCAAUUACGAGACAAAACGUGCCUUAGAAGCACUUCAGGAAGAAAAGCCCGAGUUGACCAUCAUCUUUGAGCCAGCUUGGUAGGCACAAAUACAAGACUGCCAGUUGCCAAAGGUCCUGGCUCCCAGCACUCCAGUACACGCCAGUGGAGCAAGCCCUGCGACAUCAAGAUCACAGCUGCAAGUCUUCUGGUCCAGGGUCCAGAGCAAAGGCUUGUGUGAGGAGCCCACGCAAUCUCUUCCCUGGUGAAGACAUUGGGGAUGCAAAACCAUCCAAAUUACAUGAUGCUCAUCACAGACUAGCAUGUGUGUAUGUGUGUGUGUGUGUGUGUGUGUGUGUGUGUGUGUGUGUGUGUGUGUAGGGUUUCUUCCUGGGGUGACCCCAAGAAACUAACUUCUUCAAGGAAGCACCUCCUCUACUCUUUUCUCAUCUUACUCUAACUCUUCUUAUCUUCUGUCGUCUGUUCUGUUUACUUUUGCCUACAUCAUCAGCCCUGCUGUCUGUCCUUCUAUUAAUUGUCCAUAAAAUAGAGCUAGUUGACCGUAUGUUAUGUGGAACG